This is a messenger RNA of Polypterus senegalus (gray bichir), 3537 nucleotides long. It is a transcript of the gene parvg, whose product is annotated as parvin, gamma. Bases 1774 to 2739 code for a protein of 321 amino acids. Gene Ontology annotation, molecular function: actin binding. The record is from RefSeq and is a predicted model, not a curated record. The transcript has 13 exons. Lineage: Eukaryota; Metazoa; Chordata; Cladistia; Polypteriformes; Polypteridae. Gene Ontology annotation, biological process: cell projection assembly; establishment or maintenance of cell polarity; substrate adhesion-dependent cell spreading. Gene Ontology annotation, cellular component: focal adhesion; cytoplasm; actin cytoskeleton.
UUAAUUAAAAUUACAUUCUGUAUUGUAAUGCACUCUUGUUUAUUAUGGUUCCAUACGGUUAUGACAUGUUGCAAGUAAGAAUGUCGCUGUACUCUGUAUUUGUGACAAUACAACUCCAGUGCUAGACCACUGACUGUAACCAGCACUUGAUUUGUAUUUCCCUUGCUCUUUCCAUCACGUCACAGCUUCUAGACCAGUGUUGCCAGGCAACAGAGCCACACUUUUAGAGAGACAAACAGCACGUGGAAUUCAGGGCCAGCCUACUAGCUGAAAAAUGCAGAAUUGAGCAGUAACCUAGGGCACCUCUACAAUCCUUUUUCUGUGCCUCCUUACCCAGUGCAAGGUCACAAAGUAAUUUAGCAUGUGUGAAAAUUAAUGCUGGAUGUGACUGCUUAUCUAGAGAGUUCAAGUUGAUGUGCUGCUUUUACAUAACAUGUACUAGAGAGCCAGGGUUAAACAUUUUGCUGUGCUCUUCAUGUACUUGGAAAUGGACAUGAUUCACAACAUGUGAAAUAUUAAAUCAACUGGUAGAGUUUCUUCAGGUUCUUAUAAGUGAGUGUCCUAACUCUGUGACAAGCAGCUGCUGUCAGAACUAGAGGGGCAUUUUCGUCAGCAACUGGACUGAAAGAUAAAGUGACUUGGUGACCACUGGCUCUCACUAAAUGAACAAGAAUGAGUCUGCGAGAAUUUGGGUUUGAUCCCAAGAAUGAUAUCUGAAAGCGAAGAUGAGCUAAAUCUUUCAUCCACUGCUGAGCAGGCAGGUAGAGAGUAUUAUUAUUAUUAUUAUUUUAUUAUUUUAUGCUUGGCUGGUGUACAUUCUCAUGGUGACUUGAACAAUCAGCUCACACUACACUUCCAUAUCCAUCCAUCUUCUAAUUUGCUUAUCCAGUUUAGAGUCAUUGUUCAUAUCCUAGCAGCAGAAUAUGGAAGCCAUCUCUGGAUGGAGUAUAAUCCUCUCACUGGGCAUAUUCCCUCUUUCACUCAUAAGCCAUUUUGGCGUUAUUAAAUAUUAGAAAUGUGGGAGGAAAACCGAAAUACUUGGAAAAAAGCACGCACAUAUAGUUUCUAUAGAUAUUGUUUUAGAUCUCAAGCACAAGUUUAAGUUCACUUAUUCGUUCAGGGUCAGCCAAUGAGACAGGAUUGAACUGGCAACCUUGCAGUUUACAGUCUAGCACAUUGUAACUACUUGCUAUAUGAAGAAUCUGAUUUUUGCAGAGGCACUGUAUGAAAUGCCGCAAUGGGAUUAUUGUUCUACUGCUGCAAUGGCACUCAUUGCAUUUUUUCGUUUGGACCCUCUUGGACAGGCAGAGCAUUUGUAAAGUGGCUGACUUUCCAUAUUUAUUAGAAUAUUUACUGGGGUGGUGCUGAAACUCCCAUUUUGGUGUUAAUUUUCUCUGGUGCUAUGUCCUUCUUCAGUUUCCAAUGCACUUUCCUCAGCAGCACCUUCUGCUUUGUUUGAGAUGCAUGAGCCUCAAGAGUAUUUGGGAUUGAGACUCUGACAUAAGAGGCCACUCUCAGUCUUUAACAUCUUGUUGCUUUACACUUCCUUCCUGAGUCACAUUGGCCACCGCACAGGAAGUCGCAGGAGAUGACAAGCACUUGUUUCCUCACUGUGCCACAGCACAUAAGCCCAGUGUGCCUGCUUGUCAAUUUCUUCGAUUUAUGUGGCUCGGCUUUCUCCUUUUGUACUUUGCCUUCUGUCAACUAUUGGGAAGAAGAAGAAGACGGAAUUUCUCCUUUUCAAGGUUCUAGCUAGUGGGUGAGUGGGCCACAAUGGAAGGAAUGGACCAAGAGAUUUCUGAAAUUUUCGCCCAGGCCUCCCUGCAGGCCAGUCCUUGCGAAGACUAUUCAAACUUCCUGGGUGGAAAGAACAAAUUAAUUCACCCGCAGUCUCUCAAGGAUGCCAGAUUUGAGCAACUGAAGGAGGUUCUAAUAUCCUGGAUCAAUGAUAAACUGAAAAAAGAGCACAUUGUGAUCCAGAGCCUUGAAAAGGAUUUAUAUGACGGACUCAUACUGCAUCACCUGUUUGUAAAACUUUCUGGUGUCGAGCUGAAAGUGGAAGAAAUUGCCCUUACAGAAAGUGCACAGAAGCGCAAACUCACCAUCAUCCUGGAAGCUGUGAAUGAGAAGCUAAAUCUGCCAGCUGAUGAAUCACUUAAAUGGAGUGUGAAUGCAAUUUACAGUUGUAAUCUGCUAGCCAACUUACACUUACUAAUUGCCAUGGCCAGAUGCUUCCAGCCUGAACUGGUUUUGCCACCUAACCUAUGUCUGAAAAUUAUUGUACUUGAGGUGAACAAAAAUGGAAUCAAGUCAGAAACAAUCUUAGAGUGUAUCACUGGUGGCAGCACUGAAGCAGAUGAGACCCUCAAAGAUCCAAUUGAGGAGCUAUUAAAACUGGCCCCAGAGAAAGUGAACACAGUGAAGCAGGCUAUCCUGCAUUUUGUCAAUAAGAACCUGGAAGGUUUAGGCCUGCGAGUGAAUGACAUGAACACACAGUUUGCUGAUGGGGUGAUGCUCAUUUUGCUGAUUGGUCAACUAGGAGGCUACUUUAUCAAUCUGAAUGAAUAUUGCUUGACCCCGAGCUCCAACUCUGAAAUGUUGCUAAAUGUAACCUUUGCUCUGGAUCUUCUCAGCAAUGAUGGGCUCCUUCCAGCUGGCAUUGAACCUCAAGAUAUUGUGUCCCAGGAUGAGACUGCUACUCUCAAAGUCUUAUAUUCUUUGUUCAGAACUUACAAGUGAAUUCAGCACUUUAUCUGCCAGUUAUCCUCCCUGACUUCUUACCAGAAAACCAAGACCAAGUGACCUUCCCUCGAUCGAUGCCAGCAAGAAGUGAGGUUCUUAUAUGGUCAAAAUAAUAUACCUUCUGACAUUUUUGUAUUAGAGGAACCAGCACUAUUGUACUUCUCCUUCUAUGGACUCUUUAGAUUACUCUUGCAAGAUAUGGGUCUUAUAAUUAGGUGAUUGUUGAAACUAAGGUAUUUGUUAACCUCAGACAACUCUAUUUUCCUGGGCUUCAAUUGUUUUCUGUUUAUGGACCAUACCAUAAACCAUUGAAUUUAACAGUCCAGAUUAUAUUGCUGCUCAAGAGUUCAUUCUACCUAGGAGCACAUCCACUUAUCUGUACCGUAGUGAGAGUACCAGUCAGAGGAGUCAGGCCACACACUGAUUUGAAUGAUCUGAGCUCCACUUACUGAAUCUAUUUGGGUGUGCCCAUGGGUGGCGCCAGAUUAAGGUACUGCUCAAGAAUGUAAUCCUGCUGAAGCCUAUACAAAUAGAUUAAGAAGGUAGAAAAAUAUUUUGAUGAGAGUCGACCAUUCUGAUCAAUAAUGAUUCUCCUUUCCUUCAUUUAACGCAAACAAAAUAAGGUUGGCUUUAAAUAUGGUGGUGCUCAGACUACCAUUAUAUUUGGAUUAUUCUGAUAAGGAACCUAUAAGACAUAUCUAAAUUUCUCAAUGUAAGAUACUAUUUUAUUUAUUUAGAUUUUAUUUUUUUCUCCAGCCUUUGGAGUUUUUUUUUGUUUUUUCAGUCCACCCUGGC